CGACCCCCAGCCACCUGGAAUCGCCUUCGCAAUACUAGCAAUCUCUCCUUCCAUCCAUAAUCACUAUCCCAUACACCUCGGUUCCCAAAGCGCAUUACUACAACAGCACCAUAGCCACGAGGACAUACACAGUUCACCACAGAUGGUCUCCGCCUACAGCACCCACCGCGACAUGAGCUCCACCGAUCUAACCCCUCAACCCCUCGACCGCUCCCAGCAGUCCCUCUUCGACCACGACAUCCCCUCCCUCUCGGCCUCUCUCGCCGCCUUCGGUCAAGACCCCGAGAGCAGCGCCCACAGCGGCUUCUCGACCCGCUCGCCCAUGUUCUCUUCCCGAUAUAGCGUCGAUGAAUCGGAGCCUGAGUCCGAGGGGCCGUGGGCGCCGCCCGCAUGGCAGAAGAGCAACACUGGGUGGUACCGGAAGAGCAUCAUGAGUGACAGCGCGAUGCGGAGCAGCCCGUCGAGGAGUAGAGGCGCGAGUCCUCAGGAAGGAGGAGGUGGUGGAGGUGGAGGAGGCGUCGUCAGCGAGAGGGAGAUCACACCAAGCCAUAUUCCGUUGCCAGAGAGUCCAUUGAAGGGGUCACCACGGACGAGUCCAGAGCCGGUGGGGUUCGCGGAACAACAGCAAGCACGGUUGAGGAGUCCAGAACAAGAAGGGUCCAGGAUGCACACGCCAGCGUAUGUGGGGCAGGAGCAGGAGGGUGGUGAAGGCGAGGCCGAGCAGCAUGGUGAGGAUCCCGCGCAGUUGGAUGGAUUUGUGCGGUUUGCGUUCCGCGCGGAGUCUCUCUUUAGGACCGCACCGAUUGAGGAGAGCCUGCUAUCUGCAGCCAACAUGUUCCGCAAAACAAUACACUCCAAGAUACGACUCUUUACCACAAUAUUCGUGUUGUUCUUUGCGUGGUUCCUCUUUCAGCCGUGGGACGCGGGAUUGGUGCCGGAUCUCGCGAAUGCGGCAGCCAUUGCGACGAGGUUCGAGCCGCUGAUCUAUGCGUCGGAGAAUGUGAUCCCAAGAUCAAGAGAGCUGGCGGAGAGCAGCAUCGCGGUGUGGGAUCUGGGAGAGAGUGUGCGCGUCACGAAUAUGUCCGCGUCGACGACGAUCUUGAGCCAGCUGGAGUUGCUGAGUGAUAGCUUGAAGGUGUUGUCGGAGAAGUUGACGAGCUUCUUCACACAUGUAGACGGAGAUAUUGAUUCCAUCCUCUUGACCAUGGAGUGGGCUCGUCGCGAGCUUGAAUCAAUCCAUACCCCAUCUCAAGGCCGUAUGUCAACUGCGAUUGGCAACGUGCACUCUGCGCUCUGCAAAGUCGGCGUGCUGGAGUGGGAUGGCCAGCCCACCGCUGUUGGCAAUGUUGUCAAGGCAAUUGUAGGGCAGACGUCGCAACAGCGCUCCAAAGCGACGCUCGAGCGCACCUUCAACCACCUAAUCUCCACGCUGGAAGAAAACAUCAGCAACGAGAUGGAGCGUGCCUCCACGCUCUUCCAGCUCUUCGAAACCGUCGACAUCCAGUUUCAGCAGCUGCACCGCUCCGUCGCGCGCGAGGAGGAUCAGAUGGCGAACGAGAAGGACCAAUUCCUCGCGUCACUGUGGCGCCGAUCCAUGGGCAGCAACCUCAAGCUCAAGAAGUACGAGAAGAACCUCAAGCUGCUGAGCACGGUGCGCAGUAGCACGUUCAACAACCUCAUCGACUUGAAGGAACACACGCGGCUCAUCAGCUCUGUGCAGGAACAGCUCGACGGCGCGCGCAAGAAGCUCGUUAGCCCGCUCAUCCAGAGCGCACAGAGCAACUCAUUCGGCCUCGAGCAUCAAUUCACCGAUCUGUCCAAAACGUACACAUUCCUGAAGGGGCUGAGGGACACGCAGCGGCACCGCGUCUUGCAGGCGCUGUGGGCCGAGCCGAAGCAACGCGUGGCCAUUACGUCGGGCCAGGACACGCCCGAACUCGACAGCUACUAAGUACUAUAGUGUUUGUGUGUGGCGCAUGCUGUGUUUUGAGUGUACGGGUUAGACAAAUAGGUGGCU
Molecule: messenger RNA, 2017 nt
Organism: Mytilinidion resinicola
Lineage: Eukaryota; Fungi; Ascomycota; Dothideomycetes; Mytilinidiales; Mytilinidiaceae
Exons: 3
Coding region: 143-1951 (602 amino acids)
Source: RefSeq, a predicted model, not a curated record